CCCCCCCGUCUUCUUCCUCCCACCCCACAUUUGACAUUUCCCAUCUGCUCCUCCUCCUCCAGCCGCGCCCCCGAUCCCAGUUGCGUCCUCAGCGGAUUCCACUCCAUUCGAUUCUCCCGAGGAGCAAAUUGCCUCCCGAGAUCUUCAUCUCGCUUCGGAUUCCUCUCGCUUAAUUGGUUCCGGAGCUAGGCAAGAAGCGAAAGAGGAGGAAAAUGUGCCCGCUGAGGGUGAUACUCAUCUUCCUCUCCGCCACCGUCGCCGGAUUCUUCCUCCUCCGGGGCCUCAACGCCGACCCCGACUGUUUCCAAGACGGCGACGACGGCUCGGAAUCUCCCAGGGCCGCCGUUCCCCUCCAUUCCAAGGUACCCAACUAACCUUUCCCCAGUCUUGCCUACUUUUAGCCUCU
Triticum urartu is the source of this 406-nucleotide messenger RNA. The record is from RefSeq and is a predicted model, not a curated record. Lineage: Eukaryota; Viridiplantae; Streptophyta; Magnoliopsida; Poales; Poaceae.